Molecule: messenger RNA, 585 nt
Organism: Cladophialophora bantiana CBS 173.52
Lineage: Eukaryota; Fungi; Ascomycota; Eurotiomycetes; Chaetothyriales; Herpotrichiellaceae
Exons: 2
Coding region: 1-585 (194 amino acids)
Source: RefSeq, a predicted model, not a curated record
AUGGGCUUCUCCUUCAACCGAUUCAUGACCAAUGCCUUUCCGAACUUCGCCAACGACAACCCUGAGCGGGAUGCCGAUCUCACCACGGACGAGAAGGAUACGUUGUGGACGCAUCAGGUCACAAGGGCCGAGGCCGCGCAAAGGUGGCCCAUGACACUGGACGCCGGAAGCGCGCUGAAGGCAGGCAUAACUCCAAACGACAAAAUUUCCGCGCGCAUUCACAAGGAACUGGUCAAGAACGGCGUCAUCGACCCCUGCGCCCCGCUCGGCAUCGACACCACGAGGAUCACUCCGAAAUUCGCUCACCAGCUGGCCUUCAUCAGUGUCGCGGCGCAGCGCAAGGUUGUCGGCAUGCUGUUCUUCUGGGAGGAAGAGGCGAUUCGGUGGAGGCUGUUGGAGCAGGAGCAGGCCGAGAUCGAGACCGCCAUGGGCGUUGUCGAGGGGGGAGUCACGGAGGAGACGAAAAAGGAGCUGCAAGUUCGAUUGGAGAGCGUGCGGAUGAGGAAGGCCAUGAAGCCCAGCCAACGGCCGCCGGUGCACGGUGCAAGUUCUCAAGAGUCCUUGGGCUUGCCGCAGUACUCUUAG